AUGGUGCCACCUCCACCACCACAGUGCGGACCACCAUGUCAGCCUCCACCAUUUCAACAUCCACCAUGUCAACCACAACCACCACAUCAUCACCAUCGUCCAGGAAUAAAAAUUGAAAUUAUUCCUCCAUGGCGCCGUCGUCAUCACCAUCAUCCACCGCCGCCUCCCGCUUCUCAGGUAGUUGUAGUUAUGCCAUCUGGUCAAAAUCCACCGCCAGCAUAUCCACAAGGUCAACCAGCUAAUUACUAUGUACCACCAUCAGGACCUCCACCAGCACACUAUCACAACCCGAAUUAUUAA
Molecule: messenger RNA, 300 nt
Organism: Calliphora vicina (urban bluebottle blowfly)
Lineage: Eukaryota; Metazoa; Arthropoda; Insecta; Diptera; Calliphoridae
Exons: 1
Coding region: 1-300 (99 amino acids)
Source: RefSeq, a predicted model, not a curated record